AUGCAUAAUUCCUUGCUUAUACCAUCUAUAACUAAGCCAAGAAGAAUCACUGAGAUGAGUCCAUCCACAGUUGACCUCUUCUGGACUAAUAUAAUCGCUCCCAUCAAAGCAGGGAUAAUCACAGACAAUACUACUUAUCAGUACCCAGUCUUCCUUUUAACUGACUUGUGUAAACACCACUUAAUACUAAUACGAUCUCUUUUCAUCUCCAUGCCUGCUGCAACAGUCAAUACAUUAAAUGAUUUCUUCUCUACCAUAGGAUCAAGUCUUUCUAGCAAAAUCCCAAGUACCAAUGCUCAGGCGAGUGACAACCUUGCUGGAAGUUUUCCAAACACCCUCUAUCUGGCUCCACCUAACCCUACUGAGGUCUCCGUGAUAAUAGAUUCACUGAAAAACAAAUCAGGACAGCCUCCUAUGGGAAGAGCAGUGCGAGGUGAAGGGAUUCUGAACACAAGUGUAUCUUAUUACCUUCCAUAUGGGAUAUUAAUACAGGAUCCUAAUCCUGAGGAAGAGUGUUUACAGGCACAAGUAGAGAUUCCACGAUGGGGUACACGCAUACUAACCAGCCUUUAUGUAAUGGAAGGGACAGAAAACUUGGAAGAUGAAGUUUUUCUGAAGAGACAUACCAAACCUGAGCAAGAUGAAAAGAGACGCAAGAGGUGGGAUUUACAGAGGAUGAGAGAACAACGUCAUUAUGAGCGUCUAAGGGAACGGUAUGAAGGUAGACAAAAUCCAUGUGAACCAGAGGUAUCUGGGUACCAUUCGUUAUGGCCAAAUCCUGAAUCAGCUGUUUACUUACAUGUUGAUGACUGUCUCCCUGUAUGUGCCUUUGGUCAACCCAUGGCCAGGAUACCUCCUCAGGAGUUUGUGUUACCAUGGUUAUCAAGCCGCUGCCAGGAUGGUGUAUCAACUCGGCGCAGAAAGAGACCAUAGAAUUUUGUCCUGAGAUGGAUAAAGCAAGAUUUUACUUGUUCGACCUUUUUUUUUUUUUUUUAAACUUCUUACUUCCUUCAAAAUAACAUUUAUUUUUCAAUUCACAAUAUAGAGUAACAAACUCUAUACAGUAAGAUAAUAUACAUAAUGUAAUACAUUUUUUAUAAGAUUUGUAUAACCAGUUAUCACAUGGCUAUAUACAAAUUAUUAAGUGACUCAUAUUGUGUCUUAACUUGUGAAUACUAAGUCAAGUGAGGUAAUCUG
This is a messenger RNA of Cherax quadricarinatus, 1197 nucleotides long. The record is from RefSeq and is a predicted model, not a curated record. Lineage: Eukaryota; Metazoa; Arthropoda; Malacostraca; Decapoda; Parastacidae.